AGGUAAGACCUACCUUCCUUGUCACAGUGAGCUUCAGGGUGUGGAUUACAGCUUCCUGUUUGUGAAGGAUUUCCUGAAAUUGGAAUUGUGUGGGACUAUUAGAGAUAGGCACAUAUAAGGGUAACUAUUAUGGGAGCCCAACCCAUCCAGCCAGGCCUUCAGUAGGACAGUGAUUGCCCGUGAUGCUCUGUGUGACAGUUUCACUGCUUCCCAGAAUUCUACAUCUAAGCACACCAAAUUCCACAAUUGCAUGCACAAUGCAGGAGUAGCGCAUGCAGAUCUGCAGGAGGAUGCAGUCAUCACCACAGGCAUGAAUAACACUUUUACAGAUUUCUUAGCACAUAGUUUUCCCCCUCUCCUCUUUUGUGCACAGAAGACUCCAGUCGCCUGGACGCACACAACGUGGUGAGAGAAAAUGUCUGCGCCUAUGUGCUGAGCAACAUGGCUGCGUCCCCUACAGCCAAUCCUAAUAACCCCCCUGGGCUGCUUCCAGACGAACACCCCCUUGGACAGCUACCGGACAACUGGGAGAUGGCCUAUACAGAGAGUGGAGAAAUAUACUUUAUAGACCAUAAUACAAAGACAACCUCAUGGAUAGACCCUCGAUGUAUGGAGAAACAGUCGAAGCCACUGGAGGAGUGUGAAGAUGAUGAAGAGGGUGUUCACACAGAAGAACUAGACAACGAUCAUGAACUGCCUCCUGGCUGGGAGAAGAUCGAAGACCCAAUGUAUGGAGUAUAUUAUGUUGAUCAUGUUAAUCGUAAGACUCAGUAUGAGAAUCCAUUGCUGGAGGCCCGACGUAAGAACCAACUCGAAACCCAACCGUCACCUGAAGGUGGACGCUACAUCAGAGAAUGGAUUGAGGAGCACUCAUCUGCUGGAGCUGUGAUUGGCUCUUAUGUGCCAAGUCACCUGGAAACAUACAGAGAUCCUCAGACCAGCCAACCCGCUCCAGGCCAGGGCCCCAAGCGAAGUAAACCAUUCUUCACCCGUAAUCCAGCUGAACUGAAAGGGAUAUUCAUGAGUACUAAAUUGCUGAAGAGCCGGCGUGGAUUUGGCUUUACUGUAGUAGGUGGAGAUGAACCUGACGAGUUUUUACAGAUCAAAAGUCUUGUGCUAGAUGGACCUGCUGCUGCGGAUGGCAAAAUGGAAACAGGUGAUGUUAUUGUCAGUGUGAAUGACACAAUAGUGUUGGGAUACACUCAUGCCCAGGUGGUGAAGAUUUUUCAGUCCAUUCCGAUCGGCUCCAUGGUCCAGCUGGAGCUGUGCCGCGGCUACCCUCUGCCCUUUGACCCUAAUGACCCCAAUACCAGCCUGGUCACCUCUGUGGCCAUUCUUGAUAAAGAACCAAUUAUAGUCAAUGGUCAGGAGGGGUUUGAUCACAUCCCUGGCAUGGCUGUUCAGAUGGCAACUGGUGCCACUGGCAUGACCUCCAGUGAACCUUCCGUUUACAGCACUGGGUCAGAAAGCGCUCUUUUAGUUGCAGGUGAUAGCUGCCUCAAUUAUGGUAAUGAUGUGGUGACUCUGGCAUCGUCUAUAGCUACACAACCUGAACUGAUAACAGUUCACAUUGAAAAGGGGGAUAAAGGCUUUGGAUUUACAAUCGCUGAUAGUCUUGCUGGUGAAGGACAAAAGGUCAAGCAGAUCGUGGAUUACCCACGAUGCCGAGGGCUAAAGGAAGGAGACAUUCUGGUAGAAGUGAACAAGAGGAACGUUCAGGGAAUGAGUCACAACCAGGUGGUGGAUUUUCUCAGCAAAUUCGGACAAGGAGGGGAAGUUAACAUGCUGGUGCAAAGAGGAGUCCUGCAGCCCAAAAGAAGUCCCAAAGUGCUGCAGUUGGAAAGGAAAGAUAGUCAGGGAAGCUCUCAGCACAGCGUGUGCAGUCGUCGCAGCACUCACACAAACUCACCUGGACACCCAGUGGCUAUCAUGUCCAAAGAGAUGCUGACAGCUCCUCCACCCGUUCCUCCACCCCCAAACCAGCCACUACCUGUGCUGCCCCCCUUUGACCCUCCAGCAGCCAAUGGGACGCUCCAGAAAAAACCAGACCCUUUCAAAAUCUGGGCUCAGUCCAGGAGCAUGUACGAGAGUCGCAUGCCAGAAUCUCAAGAACAGGACGUUUUCCUGUGGAGGAAAGACACAGGCUUUGGUUUUAGGAUCCUGGGGGGAAGCGAACCUGGAGAACCGAUCUACAUAGGGCACAUAGUUAAGUAUGGGGCAGCAGAUGAGGAUGGCCGUCUUCGGUCUGGCGAUGAACUUAUCUGUGUGGAUGGCACUGCUGUGGUGGGCAAAUCCCACCAACUGGUGGUUCAACUCAUGCAACAAGCGGCUAAACAAGGACAUGUCAACCUUACUGUUCGACGCAAAACUGGUUAUGGAGGGUAUAAGGGUGAGGUUGAUAUACCACCAUCACCCACAUCAUCUCACCACAGCAGCACUCAGGCGCCGUCACUUACAGAGGAGAAAAGGACACCACAGGGCAGCCAGAAUUCACUCAACACCGUUAGCUCAGGGUCUGGAAGCACAAGUGGCAUUGGCAGUGGAGGGGGAGGUGGCAGUGGAAGCACCGUAGUGGCCAUGGCUCCCACCACUCUACAGCCCUAUGAUGUUGAGAUUAAGCGUGGAGAGAAUGAAGGUUUCGGCUUCGUCAUUGUGUCGUCUGUGUCACGGACUGAUCCAGGGACUACGCUUGCCGGAAACACAUGUGUGGCCAUGCCUCAUAAAAUAGGUCGGAUCAUUGACAGCAGUCCUGCGGACCGCUGUGGAAAGCUGAAGGUGGGUGAUCGUAUCCUGGCAGUCAACAGCUGCUCCAUCACCAACAAAUCCCACUCAGACAUUGUAAAUCUGAUCAAAGAGGCCGGCAACACUGUAAUGUUGCGCAUCAUACCUGGAGACGAGAUGUCAAACUCCUCUUUACUGACAAAUGCAGAGAAAAUUGCCACCAUCACCACAGCACACUCACCUCAGAGCAACACUGGGCUUCGGAACAGCAAACCAAAACAAGCCCAGAUCCAACCAGCAACCUUUAAUCAGGAGGCGGAGAUUUACUCGGUGGAUUUAGAGAGAGACAAUAAAGGCUUUGGUUUCAGUCUGAGAGGAGGAAAUGAAUAUAAUAUGGACCUGUUUGUGCUUCGGCUAGCUGAGGAUGGAGCAGCUGCAAGAAAUGGCAAAAUCAGAGUUGGUGAUGAAAUCCUGGAGAUCAAUGGUGAGAGUACAAAAAAUAUGAAUCAUUCUCGUGCCAUCGAGCUUAUCAAAAAUGGAGGGCGACGAGCUCGACUGGUGCUGAAGAGAGGAGAUGGAUCCGUUCCAGAGUAUGAUGGUCCCAAUGACAGCUACCCUUCCUCGCCCGGGCCACAAAAUUAUUCAGAAAUGAAAACAUUUCUAACCAGUGGCCCAUUUUAUCAGCCCUCGGAGCCCAGCUAUAUAUCAGAACAUCACACACCACCCCAACCCAAGAUGGACCAGUUGAAAAACCGAGAGCCAGAGCAAGCGAGGGGCCGAGUGAAAGACGCAGAAAACACAGACCUUUACUCCAGCGCUCAACACCAACACGACAGGAAUAAUCAUGUCAGCCCUUCAUCUGUCCCUGACAGUGGAAAAAAUCAUUUCCGCCGCAAGGUAAAGAAGUCUGAGUCCGAGAGCGGCAUCACAAAGCUUUUCAAAACGUUAAGGAAAGAGGGUGGAUUUGGGCGAAAGGCUUCCAUCCAGGAUGUUGCGAGUCAAGCCCACAGACGUUCCGAGACUCGAGGGAGAGCUGGAUCUCAGUUGCGCAGUGGAUCCUUGGAUCGCUCCUCCUCAAGGAAGCGUAACCUCUCUCCAGACCGCAGUAGGGCCAAGUCUAUGGAUCGACGCACAGAUCGGUCACAUAAAGAUCAGUCCCCAGAAAGGAGCUUUCCAGCCUCUUCCCAGGUCCUUUGGCAGACCUCCACACCUGAAAGGCAAUGCCGAGCUCAGCUCGAGUCCGGACCAUCCGCCAGGGGCUCCAGAAAAGAGGCUUACUCCAUGUCUACUACCGAGAGAUCUCACAGCACCCAGGCACUCACUCUUGGACACACACCGAAGCGUGGUUUAAAAAACAGAAACAUCCUGCAUGACAGCUUACCGUCCGUCCGAGCUGAAAGACAAGCAUAUUUAACCAACGGAAGCUGGAAAUCUGACAGCAGCAGCGACGGAAGUUUUCUGGAAGAAGGUGCAACUCCGAAAUUUAGGAAUUAUUACAACACAAUGAAAGCCAGCAGAGUGAACGAGAGCGAUGUGGGCAGACGUCUCGCCCGGAAUUCUCAGUCCAAAAGAUGACUUUACAAAGAGAACCACGCAGACCUCAGAAUCUGACCAGUUGAGCGGGCUGAGGUUCACCACAGCUGAAUAAUCUUUCUAGUUUUCAGUUCUUUCUUUGGUUUUAUAUGCUGCAAGUGAGAUGCAUGUUAGAUUUAGAGAUGGCUUUUUUAGUUUGAAAAGUUUUGUUCUCUGCUUUGUGUGUCCCACAUUCCUUUAUACUGUGAUCAUUGACGACAAGAGCACAAGCAUUUAUUGCUUGUUUGUACUUUUAUAUGGACGAAUAAUCGUAGCUAAUAUAAAUUCUAACUAUGAUGCUACUGUUUAAUGAAUAAUAUAUUUAAGAUGUAUAUUUAUUUUGAAGAGUUGAAACAUGUAGUCUACUGAUUGACAUCGGACUUUGUCUUUAUGUUGAUCAGGACAGCGGCACCCAAAAUAUAGGAAACAAAAAAUGUGAAGUGAUUCUCAGACUGAACAUGUAAGAGCACUCAAGAUUCAGGUCGUCAAUUUUGAUACGAAAAUUAGGACUCGGAACCUGCCACAAUCUGCCCUGAUGAGCUGACCCACAAUUCCCAUCAUGCUCUGACAGUGAUUAAGCUACUGUAUAUUUACAUGAAAUAUGUGUUUGUUUGUGAACUGAGCACAACUGUUUUGAUAGCAUCUCUCAAUCGUUACAGGAACAGGGAAUUCUUCCACUGACAUCUGAAUCGUACUUUUAAAAGGACCAUUUCAGCCGCUUUCCUUUGUACAGACUUUGACUACUGUAUGUACUUCUAACCUGUAGUUAUUAAUGCUGUUGCCUUUUCUUUGUACAAACAAAAUAAUAAUUUAUGAAGGAUGUCCUCGCAAAAAAGCAAUGCUAACGUUUUUACACAGGAACUGUGGAUAGAAUAUCAGAAUGUGUAAAGACAUAUAUUUUUUUCAAGGGAUGGCAAGAGAGACUAAAACUAGAGACUGAUUGUAUGUUGUUUAGGGAGGAGGCUGAACAUCUGUUUUUAUUCUAGAGCUCUUAUAUACUGUCUGUGGUCUCUGCAGUGUUAGAUGGACUUCAGACUUUUUCUGUGUUGAUAAAAGAAAUACAUGUAUAUAUGCCAUUUUUAAUGAAUCUAUGCAUAUCCUGCAUUGUCCAUAGGUUUAUUCGGUUCAUGAAACUAUACAUAACAUUAGUCUAUAAGUUGUCUGUAAGUAGAUUUGGACUUACCCAGUAAAGCUUUUCCUCUUAGUUGGAUGAAUCAUAUUGUAUAUGUAGCUAUCACGAUAAAGUCUGUGAAUGCUAUUUUUGUUAUCAAAUAAAGUUUU
Triplophysa dalaica is the source of this 5574-nucleotide messenger RNA. RefSeq names its product membrane associated guanylate kinase, WW and PDZ domain containing 1a (gene magi1a). The record is from RefSeq and is a predicted model, not a curated record. Gene Ontology annotation, molecular function: protein binding. Gene Ontology annotation, cellular component: cytoplasm. Gene Ontology annotation, biological process: signal transduction. Lineage: Eukaryota; Metazoa; Chordata; Actinopteri; Cypriniformes; Nemacheilidae. The transcript has 21 exons. The coding region runs from base 442 to 4296 and encodes 1284 amino acids.